Sarcophilus harrisii (Tasmanian devil) is the source of this 4400-nucleotide messenger RNA. RefSeq names its product MOB kinase activator 1A (gene MOB1A). NCBI's taxonomy places the organism in Eukaryota, Metazoa, Chordata, Mammalia, Dasyuromorphia, Dasyuridae. Gene Ontology annotation, biological process: positive regulation of protein phosphorylation; hippo signaling. The record is from RefSeq and is a predicted model, not a curated record. Gene Ontology annotation, molecular function: protein kinase activator activity. Gene Ontology annotation, cellular component: nucleus; cytoplasm. The annotation marks the transcript as partial. The transcript is spliced from 5 exons.
AGUACUUCCUGUACACGGAUACCAGCCUGCAGAGGUAUUGACAACAUAUUCCCCUUUUCCCCCUACAGUAGCAGCCGGUCCUCCAAGACCUUCAAGCCCAAGAAGAACAUUCCAGAAGGCUCCCAUCAGUAUGAGCUCCUCAAGCACGCCGAAGCCACUCUGGGAAGCGGGAACCUGCGGCAGGCCGUCAUGCUGCCCGAAGGCGAGGACCUCAACGAGUGGAUCGCUGUUAACACCGUGGAUUUUUUUAACCAGAUCAACAUGCUCUAUGGGACGAUCACUGAAUUUUGCACAGAAGCAAGCUGCCCGGUGAUGUCUGCAGGCCCCAGAUACGAGUACCACUGGGCUGAUGGCACCAACAUCAAGAAGCCAGUUAAAUGUUCUGCACCCAAAUAUAUCGACUACCUGAUGACGUGGGUCCAGGACCAGCUGGAUGACGAGACGCUUUUCCCCUCCAAGAUUGGGGUCCCGUUCCCCAAGAACUUCAUGUCGGUGGCCAAGACCAUCCUGAAGCGCCUGUUCCGGGUCUACGCGCACAUCUACUACCAGCACUUCGACGCCGUGAUGCAGCUGCAGGAGGAGGCGCACCUCAACACCUCCUUCAAGCACUUCAUCUUCUUCGUGCAGGAGUUCAAUCUGAUCGACCGUCGUGAGCUGGCCCCUCUUCAGGAGCUGAUUGAGAAGCUCGGCUCCAAGGACAGAUAGGUGGCCCCAGCAGGAUGACCCCCAGCCUGACCCCCCCAGCCCCGCCCCUGAUCGGGGUCGCUUCCUCUUGGUCAGUCUGGGUGCUUACUGGGACCGACCCUCCUUUGUUUCGUCUGGAGCCAGACUGGCCAAAGCUUCUGCACCCGGGCCUCGGGCGGCCCCCGGAGCCCUCCUUCCUUCCUGAGCCGGGAUGGCCCUCGGAGCCCUCCUGCCCCUUCCCGGGCCUGCCUGGGUACUUCACCACAGCCAUUUCUUCUCAGUCCCCUGCAGCCCGCUGUGCCGUUGUUCCCUGGGGAUCCAGUGUCCUUCCUGGGUUUUUCUUUUUAAGCAGAAUUCCGAUCCUGGCCGGUCCCCAUCCCCCUUUCUUCUGUUGUUUUUUACAGUAUUGGAAAUGCUGAGGGGGGUGGGCUGGGAUCUGAGACUUCCCGCCCAUCCUCAGGAGACUCAGAGCAGCUUGCCCAGAGCUCAGUCUUCGGGUGCCCGAGGGACUCCUGGUCUCCUUAAAAAAGACAGAAGGGCGGUUUGAUGGUUCUACUAGGUCUUCUCAAAGUUCCGGGGGCACUUUUUGGGGGGUGGGGGAGAAGAGGGUCUGUAUUCUUGCGGGGGUGGGAGAGGCCGCCCUCCUGGGCCAGCUCACUGCGCGGGCUUCUCAGAAACCAAAGGAAAUUCUAUCCAAGGCAGGACUUGGAUUUCCUCCCCCCAGGGAGGGAGCUUGGUGCUUUUCUUGUUUUCCCUAAAUGAUCCCUAACGGGAUUUCCAAAUAUAGGCGCUAGGGUGCGAAAGGGCCCGGUUCCCUGAUGAGCUUCAGGGUUCUAGGAAGUUGGGGGGGUCAUUUGUUUUGCAAAGCAGAGGUGCUCCGCAUGCAGACCCGGUCCCAAAGCCACUCUCACUCCGGCCGUUUUGUUUUUUCAUUCUCCACAACAUUAGAAAUGCUGGUGGGGAGAGACCCUCUCAUGGCGCAUUUAGUUCUGUCUGGACUCUUGUCACAAGCAUCCUCGGGUCUGUUCUGGUGUUUUUCUCUGUGCACUUUGAACCUUAACUGCCUUAAGGAGGCCAUUAGCAUAGGCUGGAAAAGCCCCAGGACUGGGGACUCCAAGCCUGGGCCUAUGUGGGGCAGAAGGCCUUGGACCCUGGGAAAAAAGCAUUUCCUUUUGUGACUAGUGUGUUGUUGUGUCCCAUCCCUCUGGGCAAACGUAUUGUUUUUUGGGGGGGAAAUGUCUUUUUUAGUUGGUUCCUAAGAGAGGAAAUAAUCUUGGCUUAUGAGAGAAGCCCUGGCUUUGGAACCGAUGGGAUUGGCUUCAGGGCGGCGUUCGCAGGGCUCAGACAAGAGACACCCCCUCUGACAGGGACGGCCCGUGUGACCUCGGGCACAUCAGUGACUUCAGUUUGCCCAUCUGUAAAAUGGGGGGAUUGGGCUGGACAGCUUUCCUUCGGAUCCUCUGAUCUGCUGCUUCCUCUGGGCCUGUUUAGCUUUAAGUGUGUAACAAGGCGGAGGCCAGGGGUUGGACCGGCCUCCUUGACUGACUGGCCUCCCCUAAGCAGACAGGCCCUGGGUUUGAAGAGGCCCCUUGAAGACAUGUGCCAAAAGUGAGAAAAAUGGCGCCUGAUCUUCUUCUUGGUUGGGCCCCACCUGUUGGUACCAUGCAGUGGAACUGGCCCUGGGCCUGAACUCACUUAGAAACUUGUUAAGCCUCACAGACAAACCGUGCCCCUUUGACCAAAGCCGGUUGGGGAGGCCCGCCAUCUACCAGAGCUCAAAGAGCCUUCCUCCCCCCAUCCUCACUGGGUUUUGCCAAGGGAUCAGCCCUGGUUCUGGUUCUUGGCUCAUUUCCCGCGUCCCAGUGCCACGGCCCCCCCGAGAGCCCUCGUUCCCCUCUGUGCCCAGGGUCUCACCGUUGCUCAGUCCCCUUCUUGCAGAGUCUUCUGGGACUGUGUUGGCUGAAUCCUGAAUGUGAACAUUAAAAGCACAUUGUAAAUCCCACCAACACAGAAGCCCCGUGAUCCGGGUUGGCUUCUUUUCCUUGGAAGGGUCUUCCUCGGUCUUCCUGCCUCUGUCACUGGUAGGGGAGCUCUGCAGGUGAGGAGGGGGGCAGAUAGUCUGACCAAACAGUCCCAGAACAAGGGGAAGAAGGGUCUGUGGCUCGGGCUCCAGCUCUGCAGGGGAGGAGCGGACCCCCCGCUGCUGCCUGGCAUCCCCGCUUUCUAGUUUUAUAUUAAAAUACAUAGGAAAUCCUUGCCUCCCCAGGGGCCAGCAGUGUGGCUGAGCUGCCUGAGCCUUUAGCCUUCAUCCAGGCGGGCCUCUGUGGAUCAGAGGCCCAGAAGUGCCGCCCCACUUUUUAAAGGCACAGGGAGGCACGGGAUGUGCCCGAGGUCACACAGGGCUCCAGGGCCAGCCCAGAAACAACCUGGGGCUCUGGGACCGCGCCACAAUUCUCCCCGCUGCUAAUCCUCAGAUUUCAAGUCAGAGGGACCAGUGCUGGGGCUCCGGACCCGGCUGGGGGCCGCAAACUCGCCAUCUUUAUCUGUUUCAGUUGCUUUAUGGUUGCCUUUUAUUCUACAUAUUUUAUGCAUUUAGGUCCAUGUUAUAGAGAAGGGGUCCUUGAUAGAAGGCAUUAGGGACCUUUUAUGUGAUGGUUGAGGUCAGUUCCCAGGCCAGCCUGUAAGGUCACACCUAGUAUUGGGCAGUGAAGGAAAAAGGGAGCUUGACUCCUCUGCCCACGGAUGCCAGGGUAUGAAAAAGGUGCACUCUCCUGCCUUUCCCUUACCUUUUAAAGCCACUCUCUCCCAGGCCCUCCACUGAAUCUCUUUCCUCCCUCCUUCCCUUCCUUCCUCCCUUCUUUUCCUCCCUCCCUCUCUUUCUGAUUCAGGAUUGGCCCAGAUACCAGACAGGUGUGAUUUCCUAAGACAAAAGAAACAGCACCUACUAAUCAGAGAGCUGGAAAAGGUUCCAGUCCUUUCUCCAGAGGCUUAAUGGGUUUCUCAGCCCUACCUGGAAAUCACUGUUUGUUCUUAUUGUACAGAAGAUUUCCUGUUGGGCAAUGUCAGACUGGAUGACCCCAGGGCCCCGUCCAUCUGGAAGGUUCUGUGGUCUCCUUGUCCACCAUACUCGUUUUACACAGGCAGGAACCAAGGCUAGAGUGACCCGAGAGCCCCUCACCUCAUUCUCUGGUGUCCUUUCAGUGGAUGGAUUUGCUUUUAGCCUCCUAACAGAAAAGCGGAGCAGGUCACAUUUUUUCUACCCUUGUUUUUAUCAGGACGACCUCUGGGGAGAAGGGUGUGAAUUAGAACAGGAGAAGCUUGCAUAGGAUGAAAUCUCAUUUUGAUUUCCAGUGUCAUUUCCAGAAAAUUCUGUAGCCAAUGGUGUGUCCGAGGGCUAAUCAGUUGAAGACCUUGCACCCGAGACGCUCUUGGCUCUUUUCUGUUAAUACCAAAUUCUCUCUCUGGAGAGCUCUGUGAGUGAGAACUGGCGGUGGCCCGUUAUCACCCCUCUUACAGAUAAACCGCCGCUUUUGGAAGUCGUCUGCCUAAGUUAACCUUGGUUAUGACCCAGAAAGUUUUUAUAAUGAUUUUUUACAUCAAUUCCAGAAGCUUUAGUGACUUUUUCCUUCAGUAAGUUUCUUCAACUUUUUAAAAGAGUGUUUUGUAUCGACUUUUGUAACUUUAUUUUCACUAGAAUAAAGCAUGUGGAAAGAAAA